Messenger RNA from Cordyceps fumosorosea ARSEF 2679, 1227 nucleotides. RefSeq names its product Peptidase M24, structural domain protein. The record is from RefSeq and is a predicted model, not a curated record. Lineage: Eukaryota; Fungi; Ascomycota; Sordariomycetes; Hypocreales; Cordycipitaceae. The transcript has 4 exons. The coding region runs from base 1 to 1227 and encodes 408 amino acids.
AUGUCCGAAGAGAAGGAGAUCGAUUACACCCUCAACAACCCCGAUACUCUGACCAAGUACAAGACGGCCGGUCAGAUCUCCGAAAAGGUCCUCGCCGAGGUCGCUAAGCUCUGCGUCCCUGGCGCAAAGAUUGUUGAGGUCUGCCAGAAGGGUGACAAGCUCAUCGAGGAGGAGGUUGCCAAGGUCUACCGAGGAAAGAAGAUCACCAAGGGUUUCUCCAACCCCACCACCAUCUCUCCCACUUCCUAUGUCACCCCCUACACUCCUCUUACCUCGGACGAGACUGAGGCUGCCACCGAGAUUAAGGCCGAUGAGCCCAUCAAGAUCCAGCUCGGUGCUCAGAUCGAUGGCUUCGGCACCAUUGUCUGCGACACCGUAAUCGCCGGCAAGGGUGGUGAGACCAUCACCGGCCGUCCCGCCGACCUGCUUCUUGCCAACUACUACGCCAACGAGCUUCUUCUCCGCCUGAUGGUCCCUCCCGGCCUCCUGGCCCAGGGUACUGACGAGGAAAAGGCUAAGGCUGCCGCCAAGAAGGCCCCUACCCAGAGCCAGAUCACGUCCCUACUGGAGAAGGUCUGCGAAGCUUACGAGUGCCACCUCGUCGAGAGCACUACCUCUUGGCUCUUUGACCGCAACGAGAUUGAGGGCACCAAGAAGAUUGUCCUGGCCCCCACAGAAGGUGCCAAGGGCGAUGGCGUACCCGAGGUUGGUGAGGUUUGGGGUGUCGAGAUGGGCGUCAGUCUGGGCUCGGGCAAGUGCAAGACUCUGGAUGGACGUGCCACGCUCCACCGCCGCACCACCAACACGUACGGUCUGAAGCGCCCUACUUCGCGCAAGAUCCUCUCUGAGGUGCAGAAGAAGUUUGGCACCUUCCCGUUCAGCUUGAGACAGCUCGAAGACGAGCGCGACGCCAAGUCUGGUGUCGUCGAGUGCGUUCGCGGCAACGUGUUCCGCCAGUACGAGAUUGUCGGUGACAAGGAUGGCUCCCCCGUCGCCAGACUGUUGACCACGGUCGCCAUCACCAAGAACGGCCUUACCAAGCUUGGUGGCCCUCCUGCGCUGGACCUCAGCAAGGUGCAGUCUGACAAGAAGAUCACGGACACAGAGAUUCUCAAGAUUCUUGAGCAGCCGCUGGCACGCAACACGGGCAAGAAGAAGAGCAAGUCUAAGAAGAAGAAGACUGCUAAGAAGGCCGAGUCGGAUGAUGAGGACUCUGACAGCGAGUAA